Messenger RNA from Paramuricea clavata, 2652 nucleotides. The record is from the annotation of a GenBank genome assembly. Lineage: Eukaryota; Metazoa; Cnidaria; Anthozoa; Malacalcyonacea; Plexauridae.
AUGAAAUAUACUAAGGGUGAAACCAACCAAGAAUGUGAAGCAUGCACAAGAGCAAAGAUGCAUCGAAUACCUGUCCCAAAACAAAGCUCUAAUAGAACGACUCAACCGCUGGAAUUAAUUCACAGUGAUGUAUGCGGACCAAUGAACACUGACUCCAUUGGUGGAAGUAAGUACAUUUUAACAUUUACUGAUGAUUACACUAGAUAUGUAACAGUUUAUUUUCUGAAAAAUAAGUCAGAGGUUUAUGAGAAAUUCCAAGAAUAUGUUAGCAUGGUUGAAAACUUUACUGGGUUGAAAGUAAAAACAUUGCGAACAGACAAUGGUGGAGAAUAUGUUUCUAAUGAUUUCUCCAAAUAUUGUGUAAAUAAAGGAAUUGUACAUCAGUACAGUAAUCCUUACACUCCACAGCAAAAUGGUGUUUCGGAAAGAUUAAAUCGAACACUCAUGGAAUCUGCCAAGUCCAUGAUAUUUUAUGCGAACAUGCCGAUCAACUUUUGGGCAGAAGCUGUCAACACAGCUGUGUACUUACACAAUAGAAGUCCCACUACAUCCCUAAAUAUGAAAACACCUUAUGAAGUCUGGUUCAGUAAAAAGCCAGAUGUGUCAAACCUGAAAGUAUUUGGAUCAGUUUGUUUCAUCCAUACACCCAGCAAUCUACGACGAAAGCUUGACCCUAGAUCGCGAAAAGCUGUAUUUAUUGGGUAUCCACUCAACACGAAGGGUUAUAAACUAUAUGAUAUAGAAUCAAAGAAUUUCGUGCGAAGUAAAGAUGUAGGAUUCUAUGAAAACAAGUUUCAUGAUUUUAAAGUAGUCACUAAAGAGCUAAUCAUACGAGAAGAUGUUCCAGAAGAAAAAUUAAGUGUUGAUCAUGAACAACACCAUGAUGCUGAAGAUCAAGUCCCUGUACCGACUGUACCUGACAUUGAGGACGAAGAAAAUUUGCCAGCAGUGGGAGAAUCAUACGAAGAAAGUUUCAUGAAGCAAGUAGAAAAUCUCGAGACAAAGAGACAGAGAAAAGCACCAAAGAAAUUUAGUCCAGACGAGUGCAAUAUUACUGAAUCCUUGACUGCAGAAAACGAAGAGCCACAAUCAAUAAGUGAAGCCUUGAACGGUGCAAAUGCAAGCAAAUGGAAACAAGCAUUAAAAGAAGAAUACAAUUCACUAAUUAGUAAUGAAACAUGGGAAUUGGUACCACCACCGGAAGGGUGUAAUGUCAUUGGAUCGAAAUGGGUGAUGAAAAUCAAACGUGAUGCAGAUGGGAAUGUUGACCGACAUAAAGCACGGCUUGUUGCUCAGGGAUAUUCACAGACACCCGGAAUCAAUUACGAGGAAGUCUUUUCACCUGUUGCAAGACAUUCUAGUAUAAGAACGCUAUUAGCUUUGGCAAACAAGCACAACUUAGAAAUUCAUCAGAUGGAUGUCAAGACAGCAUUUUUAAAUGGCUACAUAGAACAUGAUAUCUACAUGUCCCAACCAGACGGAUUCGUUGACCAAGAACAUCCAGAAUACGUUUGCAAGCUUAAGAAGAGCUUAUACGGACUUAAGCAAUCAGCGAGGUGUUGGAACCAAACACUCGAUAGUUUUCUGACGAAAAACGGUUAUAGAAAGAGCAAUGCAGAUAAUUGCAUUUAUGUGAAAUCCAUAACGAAUGACAAUGGAUUCAUAAGUUUUGUGAUUUUGGCUGUGUACGUUGACGACAUAAUUCCUAUCUCAAACGACAUCAACAUGUUAAACGCAGAGAAGGACUUGUUAUGUAAGCAUUUUGAAAUGACGGAUCAAGGAGAAAUUCAUUUUAUUCUCGGAAUGACAAUUAAGCGUGACAGAGAAACCAAAACGCUAUUCAUCAGUCAACAGAAGUAUCUAGAGAGCGUGUUGGACAGAUUUGGUAUGGCUAAUUGCAAACCGAUCUCUACUCCUCUUGAAACAACUUACCAUAAGCGAACGGAAGAAGAAGAAGGAUUUGAUAAGAAUUUAUAUCAACAGGCUAUAGGAUGUUUGACAUACAUCUCGACAGCGACAAGACCAGACAUUUCUGCUGCAGUUAGUAUAUUGUCUUCAUACAUGUCAAAUCCCAGCAAGGAACAUCGGAAUGGAGUCAAAAGACUUCUAAGAUACAUAAAAGGAACUUUAAAUUUUGGAUUGAAAUUUACAACGAGUGAAAAUGAUGAUGAGAAUGGAGACAAGUUGUAUGGUUAUUCUGACGCCAACUGGGCAGGAGACGUUGAUUCUAGACGUUCAACCUCAGGUUAUGUUUUUAAAGUCGCAAAUAGUACCGUAAGCUGGUGUAGCAAGAAACAAGCGAGUGUGACGAAAUCAACUACCGAAGCGGAAUACGUAGCAUUAAGCCAAGCAACGCAAGAAGCAAUUUGGAUGAGGCGAUUAUUAUCAGAUAUUGGUUGUAAAAGUGAAGAACCCACCACAAUGUACGAAGACAACCAGGGAGCUAUUGAAAGUUCCAAGAACGCAAGAUUUCAUAACAGGACAAAGCAUAUAGACGUCCGGUUUCACUUCGUAAGAGAAAAAGUAUUAUCAAAUGAAGUUAAAGUUAUCUAUUGUCCAACUGAACAUAUGUUAGCGGACAUAAUGACAAAGGGAUUAACAAAGAAGAUAUUUCAAAGACUAAGAAGCAUGUUGAAUGUUUGUUCAUACUAA